Molecule: messenger RNA, 4963 nt
Organism: Actinia tenebrosa (Australian red waratah sea anemone)
Lineage: Eukaryota; Metazoa; Cnidaria; Anthozoa; Actiniaria; Actiniidae
Source: RefSeq, a predicted model, not a curated record
ACCGACCUGAAUAACAUAGCAAAGUUUCAGAAGGUAAUUUGGAAUUCAAAUGGAAAUUACUUUUUCCCUCUACUUACCGUGACUUACUGUUACCAUAAGGUUAUAUAUGGAAUUUCUGGGCUUUUUAUUGAAAAUACAUAUCAUUUUUCAGGAAAAGCUCUCAACAAUCAUGCCAUCAAGACGACACAAGUUUCCUCCAAAAUUAACUGUGUUUUCCAGUGUCUGAGUGUCGAGCAAUGUGUUUCGUACAAUUACCAGGAAACUAGCAGCACAGGUAGACAUACGUGCGAGCUGAAUAGAAAGAGCUUUCGUAAUGCUAAACUUGAAGACUUCCAGGCAAGAGAUGGAUUUGUGUACGGGGAAAGCGUUCCACAGACAAUGCUAAAGAUUACACGCUGACAUUCCCACGUAAAUCAACCAGUGACGUCAUAAGCGCAGUGUCCUUGAACAGCAGCCAAGUGAGCAAACUAACGAUGUGUACCUGGGUUAAUUAUGUCACUGCUGGCUGGCACACGUUGUUCUCGUAUUCUGUAAAAAAUGCAGCAAACAUGCUAGCUAUACGAUGCGAUAAUACAGGAAAGUGUGAGAUUAUAGUCAACAACGUGCCAAGCGAGGUGCAUACUUCUCCACUUAACGACGGAACAUGGCAUCACCUCUGUUUCUCCUGGGAAAACAUUCAAGGAAGUUUAAAGUUCUACAUCAAUGGAGCAAUACGAUCUAUAAAGAAGGACGUUAGUAGUAGCUUGACCAUUGAUGGGACUGGCAAGUUAAUCAUUGGUCAGCUCCAGGCCACCUCAGUUGGUUUGGAGUUCAAUGCAAGCGAUUCAUUUAUGGGAAGAAUGUACGGUUUUAACAUGUGGGAUGCAGUCAAGUCACCUAGCGAAAUCCUCUCUUUGUCCAAGCAGUGCAUUAGUGAGACUGGUAAUCUUGUUGAUUGGAGGAUAUUUUCCGUAAAAGAAUCGCAUGGAUUGGUUAACCAAGCGAUGCCCUCGGUCUGUGCAUUUAAUGUAUCAAAGACCGCCAACUUUGAAUCUUCUUCUGGUGAAAAGUACAUCAAGAUGCCUUUCACAACCACCUCGUUAAGAGAGAUAACAAUUUGCUUCUGGUCAAGAAGAAAAUGGACGAAAAAGAGUACAGCAUUCCAUUAUUAUUCAGAAACGUUAAAGAACGCUUUGCGCUGGACGUUCAAUGGAGCAACAGAAAACAUGAUUUUUGUUGCUAAUGUUAAAACAUCGAUUUAUUUCUCUCCAUACUACGACGAUUCGUGGCACCACUUCUGUUACACUUGGGAAAGCACGGACGGUCGACUAGUUGUUUUUAUCGAUGGAAUAGUAAUUUACAACGCAUCAUCCGUAGAUAGGGCAAAAACAAUCGAAGGAACUGGAGUGCUUGUUAUUGGUCAAUUAUGUUCGACGUUAAACCCAUUCAGUGCAUCUGAUGAUUGUUUUUAUGUCAACUACUUGACAGAUCUCAAUAUCUGGAAGACUUCACUAAGCGGACACGUCAUCACAGCCAUGAGCAAGGCUGCCGGCAGAGACUUGGGAAACAAGUUGAACUGGAAUGAUGUGGUAUAUGGGGGUGAAGUGUUUGGUGGCCUGAGUCUCACUCCAACAAACGAUGUAUCAUUAAAUGGUAAUUCCGAUUUUUACAUCGAUUUUGGAUCAACUCAGUCCGCCAGUAACUACGUCGAAUUUCAAAAUCCUAUUCCAAGCGUGACUCAGUUUUUAGCCUGCUACUGGUUGUGGCCUACGAAUAAGGGAGGGGUUUUCGCGUACAGCACACCAGAACUGGCAGAUCAAUGGGCAACAUUUAUCUCCACUAGUGACGCAUCCUUUUGUAUCAACGAAAAAUGGAAGUACGGUAGCACUGUAACAUUUAAUGGCGGUUGGUCUCACUUCUGCUGGAGAUGGAGAAACACUGACGGCCUAACAGAAUUGUAUAAAGAUGGGAAACUACUGAUGUCACUAACAGGUUUUGUGACCGGAUAUACUAUUCCUGGAGGCGGGUAUCUCGUCCUUGGUCAGGAGGUGGACAGCCAUAAAGGAGGUUUCUCAGCUAGUCAGGCUUUGACAGGUUUCCUUGGCCACCUUAAUAUUUGGGACAACUUUGACGCAGUCGCACUUUCGUUUGAAGAAAUGGCCAGAGGUGCUUCCCACUUUGAAGGUAACGUGGUCCCCUGGAGCAGCUUUAGGAGCAAAUUGUAUGGCACCGUAACUGUGGUGGAGGGUUCUUCUUGCACAUUGCCUGAUUUUGCAACACAAAAGUUAAGAGAGAAGUGGUGCAGUGAUAACAUCAGUCCAACAAGCGAUUGCCCAGUUCUUUAUCCUCUUCUUGACACCGACAAUAACAAUAAUGGCAAACUGCUCCGAUGCUAUUGUAAGAAUAUGCUGUUACAAAAUUCCGCUGGCCAUUAUACAUACAACCCAGGAAAUACAGGAUAUUACACAAGGGAUCCACAGCUAAGACUUAUCAAAAAUAUCUGAAAUAGCCCUUUUAUCUACUUUAUAAAUCUCCUUUCGUUUAACUUUCGAGAAUUCAUAUCAAUAAGUAAUGCAACACAAACAAAAAAAGGGGGGACACUUUUCCAAUGCAAGACUUUUUUACGAAUAAACAAUUCAUCACCUUAUAUACAGCGGCCUACUGGUCAAAUAAAGAGCACUCAAUCGAAGCUGAACGCUAGUUACAAAGAGUUUUUGAUCUGUUAAACCCUUCAGGCCUAUCUGAAUACCUUACAUUUGACCGUUGACCGAUGCCAGUAUGGAAGAUGGCGAAUUUUUCAGAUAAUAAUAUACAUGAAAAAAGGGCUAAGGGCAGUGGUGCUUCAAGGAAACACAGUGCAGAAAAAAGAAAAUUUAGUGCAGAAAAAAGGAAACGCAGUGCAAAUUUUAAAAGUUUUCAAAAACGGGUUUAAAAUCAAACUUUUCUUAAUUCUGCUGUUGUUAACAUUACUGAGCAUCAAAAUCUUAUAUUUUUUGAUGUUACAUACAUUUUUGGUUGAAGAGGGCUCGCUUCUUACGCCAUCAUAACGCCAUCAAGCGCGCGCUCAUAGUAUUUUCUUGCGAUUUUUGCUUCUUCUUCUUUGCAAAAAAUAACCAAUUUCCUCGAGUUUUCCGUGGUAUGUCCUCUUAUUUACCACGAUUUUCGUCAUCUAGUCUUUAAAAUGUUGUGGACUCACGAGGCGUAGCACAACAUAUUUUGACUUCUAGAUGACGAAAAAAGGAAUAAAUAAAAGGACAUACCACUAAAAACUGGAUGAGAUUUUUUUAAACCACAGAAAAUUAACAAUUUUACUACGAAAACAAGGUUAAAAUUUCAAAUAAAAACGGUUUCAAGCUGGCGCGCGUGAUUUGCUGGCAUAAUUUAUCAUUUGGUAUGUCCACCUAUCUCCCCCGGCUCUAGACCAAUCAGAAAGCGAGAAAAUUCACAAAUGUGGUAAAAACUCCAUUUUCCUUAACAAUUUUUCCAUGUAUAUUAUCAAAAGGAACUCAUGGUUUCCUCGUGCAAUUUGGAAUAAAUUUAAACUCAUGGGUUUUCUAAGAGCUCAUUGCUCUCCCCUACGGCUCGUCGUUCAAAUUUAUUCCAAAUUGUACAGGAAACCAUAUGAUUUCCUAUGCAAACAAAAGGGUUUAUUUACAUUAAUGCUUUCAGUUCCGUGUUUAUUAUAUUCCUCAUGAGACAAAUCCAGACGUUGGCUGAAUAUCUUGAGCUUUGAUGAAAUUAAACGAUAAAAAAUGUACGAAGAUUCUUUUAAUGAGUCUGCAAUGAACUCUAAAAAAACGAUGAGAAAUCUGGAGAUUGUUGAUUAAUGAUCGUAGAAACAUGAAAAUAGCUAACCAAUGUCAUUAUUAACAUUUUGCAAUAUCAAUUUAAAUUCUUGCCACUCUAACUUCACUAUUGGCACACGCUAGUUGCCGAGUUUCAUGUCGUGAUUUGUGAGAAAAUAGGUCGAAAUUGCUAAUCAAUCGUGUAAAAAAUCCCAAUCUAUUUCCCAGUGAUUUUGUGUUCAUUCGGUCAAAAAUUGGGCUGCAUUUGUCGACAACUGUUCACGUUUCAUAAAACAUCUUUAGAUUUUCCGCCCUCUGUUGUGAUUGGAUGGCGCCUAAAAAUGCUUGAUUCCUUUGUUUUUAUAGAUAGCACUGAUUGGAUAGUUAUGAAAAAAUGCCAAAAAAAACCCCCUCAAAGUGAUCAAGUUUCGAGUGUCCGUACUGCAAUUGCUUCCACUUUGACCAAUCGAUGAAGAAAAGAGGAAGUGUACUUCAUAUGCACCCAAUUAUAAUGCAUGCAAAGAUGUAAUACGAGGCAUCAAGCAUGACUUCGACCUUCCAAAAUCCCUUUCUGUAGCUGUUUUGGAAGGUAAUUUUCACUACUGUAUGCACCAUCACGUGAUGACAGCCAUGAUAGGAGGCAAGGAAAAUUGAAUCUAGUUUACAUGCGAGAACGAAUUCAGUCUCUAUGGAGGAAAUACCUAUACACUAUUGUUGUGCCUCCUUCAUUGGUGCCUUCACGUGAUGGUGCAAAGCUUCUAUUCAACGGAGAUUUUGAAAAAUAUUGUGAAAGUUUAGAUAUGAAACGAUCGGAAAUUCGACUGAUACUAUUGAAAGUCCUUUAACUUUCAAAAGUCCCUUAUAUCCUAUGAUAUGCACCUGUUUUAAUAAACGUUGUCAUCGUCAAAGGCGAUAGGCGAUAGGCGAUAGGCGAAAAGCUAUAGGAGCAGGUCAUUCCAAGAUCCAAGAAUAGCUGGAAAGACUUCUGUUUCUGCUUCUUAUUCUCGUCAAGAAAUGGACCUUAAUGAUGAGACUGAUUUAAUGUUCUUUGUAUUCAAGGAUACCAUUUCCAUGGCGGAAUGACCUAUCGCCAUUUAACUUUGGCAAUGACAACGUUUAAUGAAAUAAGUGUAGAUGUACUUUGAAUUUUCCCUUGCAUUCUGCAAUUAAAAUCUAAAUAAAACAGUUUUCAAGUCCUA